GGAUAUGUCAUAAGGCUUUAGUGACAUUCAAACGUGUGUCAAAGGAUUUUUUUAAAUUUCAAAAAUAAUGUAUUCUACAGUUGACUUGAAUAUCAGUGCUACAUUUUUUUCAAAAAACAUAGAUUAUUUUCAAGCGAAAAUCCAAGGAGGGAUUCUUAAAACGGCCGGCGCGUUUUUGUUCCACCAUUCGUCGUAAGAAGUGAGAUUUCUGCAGAAAUGUUUCCCGUAUUUACGUAAGCCACCAAUCGGAGGGGAAACUGGCCACCGACGCCGUUGCAACAAGCAACUUGCUUUCGGGUGGACAGUCUUAAUUCAACUUCUAACCGAGUCGGUUCGGGAUUAGUUUUCUUCUAGUGCAUCGCGCUCAUUAGCGUCACCCAACAUACGUACACACAUAUUCGCGUUGAUAGUCGCCGCGUGUUUCCACCUUACCGAAUACCAUUUUCAAGCGUGAAGUGAAAGUCUUCGCGACGAGUCUUAAAAUAUUGUAAUUAAUUAGAUAUUCGUCAAGUUUGUCUUCUUACUUCAUUACCUCCCGUUGCUUCCGUUAUUCGUCGAGGAACCAGGAACUAGACGAAGUGUUAAAAUUCUACAUACCGUACCAAGGAAACUCCUGUAGAAAAUAUGCCGAGCAGCAAGACCAGAAUUGCCAUAGUAGGUGGCGGUGUAGCCGGAUUGGUAGUAGCCCGUCAUACGGCCGCCAAGUUGGAUACUUAUAGUGUUACUUUAUUCGAGCAAACCGACCAGAUCGGCGGGACUUGGGUCUACACUGACGAAACCGAUUUCGACAAGCGUGGAUUAGCUGUUCAUAGUAGCAUGUACAAGAAUCUAAGAACGAAUCUUCCCCGGGAAAUUAUGCAAAUACCUGAUUUCCCAAUGAAAGAUGACGAAGGACCGUCAUUCGUUCAUCACAGUGUUAUUCGAGAAUAUCUCUGGGACUAUGCGAAGCAUUUUAACUUGUAUCCUCACAUAAAGCUAAAUACUCUGGUGAAGCACGUGGAGCCGGAAAAUCUUCAGAACGGACAGACAAUUUGGAUGAUCACGUACAAGGACUUUGAAACUAACGUAGAAACCACUAAAUCGUUCGACGCCGUAGUUCUGUGUAAUGGUCAUUACACUGUAGGUCAUAUUCCACGCAUUCCAGGUAUCGAAAGUUUUCACGGAGGAAGCAUACAUUCACAUCAGUACAGGGUAGCCGAAGUGUACGCUAGAAAGAAAGUUUGCAUCCUCGGUGCGUCUUGGUCCGGUAUCGACAUCACCUUAGAGGUCUCGCAAUACGCAGAAAAGGUAUAUUUAAGCCACAAUCUACCGGAACCGGUUGACACCAAAAUGUUGAAAAACGUGGAGCAGAGACCCGGAAUCCAUUCUAUUCAAGGGAACAUUUUCAUUUUCCGCGACGGUUCCAGGGCUGAAAUAGACAACUUUAUAUAUUGCACCGGAUACGAGUUCACGUAUCCCUUUAUGUCUGCUAAAGUCGAGAUGCGAACAGAGGAGAACCACGUCGAACCGAUUUAUAAACAUCUGAUACAUAUGGAUUAUCCGAAUUUGUUUAUCAUGGGACUGCCAGGAAUCGUAAUACCUUUCCCGAUGUUCCACCUACAAGCUCAAUACAUUCUGGGUAUUCUCGAAGGACAUAUCAAGUUACCUUCUUCCGAGCAAAUGAGGGAGGAAUACGAAGCGGAGAAGAAAGCUUUACUCGAUCAAGGCAUCGCCUUAAGGCACAUCAUUAAACUGAAGGAGAGACAAUGGGCAUAUUACGAUGAAAUUGCUGCGAUUGCAAAUGUCCCGAGCUUCCCUCCAGUGAUUAAGAAAAUCUACAACCACGCCAAUCAAAUGCGUGAAUUGGACUUUACUACUUACAAGAACUUACAGUAUAGAAUAAUCGACGACCAGAAUUUUGUAGUAUGUUGCUGUAAACCUUGUUAGGGUUUAAAGACUAAGAUUAAAUGGAAAUAAUUAAUUACAAAACGAAGGACAGGGAUCGAAAUUGCUCAAAGUCCGCAAUUGUUGCGCGUUCAGUGAUUACAUGAAUUUAUAAUUGUUUGUUGGAAUUAACGUUCAUGCUUUUUGACUUGGCAACAGCAUCCGAAGAGUACGAAAGAAGAUACAAUACCAAUAUUUACGAAGAAUGAUAUGUUAAAAUGUUAUAACUGCAAAACAUAACACAGUGUAUACACUUUACGAGUAGCUGUACAUUAUAUAAUGUAUUUGAUGCACUUUUCUAUCUCUUGUAAGAUAAACAUUGACAUGAUUUCUGACCAAUCAACGGAGAUUACGUCGUGUGUAUGUAUUAAUACAGAAAAUGUGCACAAGGAACGCUUCAAUUGCAUUGUAAUAAUGUUAAAUAUAACAAUAAACAAUGAAAUGUAGUUAUACGUAUAGUUAGUAUAACUCAUAAGUUAAAUUACAAUUGUGAAAUAUACUCAUUAUUUUUAAACAGA
Messenger RNA from Hylaeus anthracinus, 2441 nucleotides. RefSeq lists its product as uncharacterized. Gene Ontology annotation, molecular function: flavin adenine dinucleotide binding; N,N-dimethylaniline monooxygenase activity; NADP binding. NCBI's taxonomy places the organism in Eukaryota, Metazoa, Arthropoda, Insecta, Hymenoptera, Colletidae. The record is from RefSeq and is a predicted model, not a curated record. Bases 625 to 1926 code for a protein of 433 amino acids. The transcript has 7 exons.